Messenger RNA from Staurois parvus, 333 nucleotides. Lineage: Eukaryota; Metazoa; Chordata; Amphibia; Anura; Ranidae. The record is from the annotation of a GenBank genome assembly.
AUGCCACUUGGACAGGAUGAAAUGAAUAGGUCGAGGUGUGAUGCUCUGCCUUUUGUCCAGGAUAUCUUCAGGGACAACUGUGCUAAACUGCAGGUCCCCAACAAAUUCUGCUUCGGUCAGUGCAACUCAUUCUAUGUCCCCGGCUGGCCAGUCGAAAUACUUCAGCUUUGUGCUUCCUGUGCCCCCGUGCGCACCAGACGCAUCUCCGUCCCCCUGCAGUGCCAUGGGGGCAGGCUUUCCUGGGAGGAGGUGGUCCUUGUUGAAGAAUGUAGCUGUGAGACCAGACGUGAUGUAGACAUUGGCAGUGGUGAAGGCUUCCUGCCUGCAGCCUAA